GAAAAUAGAUAAUAAUAAUGAAACUCUGACAGCAAAGUUUUCCCCUCUCAGUCUCACAGUCUCGUGCUUGAACCUUAAUUAUUGGAGAACUGUAAUUACAGUUCCUACCUGCUUUCUCUCCAGAUUACAGUCACUGUUCUCUCACUCUUACCUCUGUUUUCCGUCCAUUUUCUCUGCCUCUCUCUAUACUUUGGUCGAAACACCCAGAGAAAUCCAGCUUGAAGAAGCCCUGUUGGUUCGGGAAAGCAAAAUGGGUUUUCUGGUUUGGUUUAUCUUGGCACUUGCAGCAACAACCCUUUUAAGCACCUGUACUCUUGCUUUGAGCGAAGAUGGCAAAACAUUGUUGGAAAUCAAAGGGGCUUUCAACGACAGUCGGAGUUUCCUAAAAAACUGGAGAGCUUCUGAUUUCAACCCAUGCAACUGGACCGGUAUUUCUUGCCAUCCUGAUGACCAACGAGUCAGUUCAAUAAACCUACCCUACAUGCAACUUGGAGGAAUCCUAUCACCAAGCAUUAGCAAGCUCAGUAGGUUGCGGAGACUGGCACUUCACCAGAACAGCUUACAUGGAUCAAUUCCUACUGAAAUUGUUAACUGUACUGAGCUCAGAGCACUAUACUUGAGGGCCAAUUACCUCCAAGGAAGUAUUCCACCAGAACUUGGAAAUCUUUCCCAUCUCACCAUAUUAGACCUAUCUAGCAAUUCGCUGAAGGGAUCCAUACCAUCUUCUAUUGGCCAUCUCACACAUUUACGUUUUCUGAACUUAUCCACCAAUUUCUUUUCUGGAGAAAUUCCAAAUUUUGGAGUACUGGGCACCUUUGGUAAAAAGUCGUUUAUUGGAAAUUUAGAUCUGUGCGGCAAGCAAGUUAAGAAGCCAUGUCUAAGUUCAUUGGGAUUCCCUGCAGUACUACCAAAUGCAGAUACUGAUGAACCACCAGCUGCAGUCCCUACUAAACGAUUUCCUCAUUUCCUCAAUGGAAUCCUUAUUGGUGCCAUGUCUGCAAUGGGUCUAGCACUUGUUCUACUACUUGCUUUCCUUUGGAUAUGUUUACUUUCAAAGAAAGAAAGAGUUGCCAAGAAAUAUACAGAAGUCAAUAAACAAACUGAUCAGGAUUCAGGUACCAAGCUCAUCACAUUCCAUGGGGAUCUUCCAUAUUCCUCCUGUGAACUCAUAGAAAAGCUGGAGUCACUUGGUGAAGAAGAUGUGCUGGGAUCGGGGGGAUUUGGCACUGUAUACAAGAUGGUGAUGAAUGAUGGUAGCAUAUUUGCUGUUAAAAGGAUUGACCAUAGGCGUGAAGGAUCUGAUAAAAUUUUUGAGAGAGAGCUCGAGAUCUUGGGAAGCAUAAAGCAUAUUAAUCUUGUCAAUCUACGUGGCUACUGCAGGCUUCCAACUGUAAAGCUUCUCAUAUAUGAUUACGUAACCUUGGGCAGCCUAGAUCACUUCCUUCAUGAGUAUAGGCAAGAAAAGCAACCUCUGAACUGGAAUUCUCGGUUAAGAAUUGCUCUUGGUUCUGCUCGAGGACUGGCAUAUUUACACCAUGACUGUUGUCCACGGAUAGUUCAUCGUGACAUAAAAUCCAGUAACAUACUCCUGGAUGAAAAUCUGGAGCCUCAUGUUUCUGACUUUGGCCUUGCUGAACUGUUGGUUGAUGAGGAUGACCAUGUCACCACUGUGGUUGCUGGCACUUUUGGUUAUUUAGCACCAGAAUAUCUACAGAGUGGACGAGCAACUGAGAAAUCAGACGUUUAUAGUUUUGGGGUUCUAUUAUUAGAGCUUGUUACAGGAAAGAGGCCUACUGACGCAUCUUUCGUCAAGAGGGGAUUAAAUAUUGUUGGCUGGAUGAAUACUCUUGUCAGAGAAAGACGAUUGGAAGAUGUUGUGGAUGGAAGGUGCAGUGAUGCAGAUAUGGAGACUGUGGAAGUGGUCCUAGAUAUUGCCGCAAGAUGCACCGAUGCAAACCCAGAUGCUCGCCCAUCUAUGAGCGAGGUCUUGCAGAUACUAGAAGAGGAGGUCAUGUCACCUUGCCCAAGUGAAUUUUAUGAGUCUCAUUCAGAUUGCUCUUGAAAGAAAACGUUAGUGGAAUAUGGGUGUUGUGCAUACAACAUAAGCUAUAUACUAGGUUUUGCCCUUCCCAUUUUGAUGAAUUCUAGAGCUUCUUCCCCUUCCUUUGGGGCCUGUAUAUUUGUCUAGUAAUUUAUGCUAUUAAAUCUUGCAAUCCAAGGAUGAUGGCACAACUGAAAUUUCUGAA
Molecule: messenger RNA, 2246 nt
Organism: Nelumbo nucifera (sacred lotus)
Lineage: Eukaryota; Viridiplantae; Streptophyta; Magnoliopsida; Proteales; Nelumbonaceae
Product: LRR receptor-like serine/threonine-protein kinase FEI 1
Biological process (GO): protein phosphorylation
Molecular function (GO): ATP binding; protein binding; protein kinase activity
Source: RefSeq, a predicted model, not a curated record